UCUGCGGACAGGCGGGUGGAGUGAACGCCCUGGCGAGGCCCGGCGCGUCACGCGAGCAGCCCCGGAGGCUUCGACCCCGCCCCUCCCGCCGCACGCACGCGCACUGCGCCCAGCAUGAGGGUCGCGGCCCUGAUCAGUGGUGGUAAAGACAGCUGUUAUAAUAUGAUGCAGUGCAUUGCUGCAGGGCAUCAGAUUGUUGCUUUAGCAAAUCUAAGACCAGAUGAAACCAAGGUAAUGGGAUCUGAUGAACUGGAUAGCUACAUGUAUCAGACAGUGGGUCAUCAUGCCAUUGACUUGUAUGCAGAAGCAAUGGCUCUUCCCCUCUACCGCAGAACCAUAAGAGGAAGGAGCUUGGAUAUAGGACAAGUGUAUACCAAACGUGAAGGUGAUGAGGUUGAAGAUCUCUAUGAACUUCUGAAACUUGUUAAGGAAAAAGAAGAAGUAGAUGGGAUAUCAGUAGGUGCUAUACUUUCUGAUUAUCAACAUGUUCGAGUAGAAAAUGUGUGUAAAAGGCUUAAUCUCCAGCUCUUGGCUUACCUUUGGCAAAGGAACCAAGAAGAUUUGCUCCGAGAGAUGAUAGCAUCUAACAUUCAAGCAGUGAUCAUCAAAGUAGCAGCCCUGGGUUUAGAUCCAGAUAAACAUCUUGGGAAAACGCUGGAUGAAAUGGAGCCUUAUCUCUUAGAGCUUUCUAAGAAAUAUGGAGUCCAUAUAUGUGGAGAAGGUGGAGAAUAUGAAACAUUCACUUUGGAUUCCCCUCUAUUUAAGAAGAAAAUAAUUGUGGAUUCCUCGGAAGUAGUUGUACAUUCAGCUGAUGCAUUUGCACCUGUGGCUUAUCUACGUUUUUUAGAAUUGCACUUGGAAGACAAGGUAUCUCCAGAGCCUGACAACUACAAAACAUCUACUUAUAUACAUAAUUUUUGAAAAAGCAUUUUAAGAAGAAAUUAAUGGAAACAUUGAUCAAUUGAAAAAAUGUCAGUGGCUUAUUCAUUAACAUUGCCAACUUCUCUGUGCUGAAUUUUCUUUGGUUAACACAGACUUUCUGUGACCUCUAUGUGACAUAUGUCCCUUUUGUUCCCCUUUAAUUUUACUGCAUCUCCUGUGUGUGCAAUUAUUUCAUCCCACUGUUUUCCUCUUUCUCCUUCCUAUCUCUGCAAACUUCGUCAUAAUACAGAGGCAUAUGAAAAGUCUAUCGCUUUAUUUAACCAGUCAAGCUUAUUUUACUGCAUAUCACCAAAGUGAUCUCUCAUUUUUGUUUUGAAUAUGUUUAUGUUUCAAAAGUAUCAAUAUUACUGGACAAGUAGAAAUAAUACCAUAACAUUUAUUUGUUAUUUUACAACCAUGUUUACCUUACACACUUAAAAAAAAAAAAAAGACUCAGGGGGAGGGGACAGUUUUUAAUUUCCAGCAAAAUUGAGAAGUACAGA
Molecule: messenger RNA, 1424 nt
Organism: Sciurus carolinensis (gray squirrel)
Lineage: Eukaryota; Metazoa; Chordata; Mammalia; Rodentia; Sciuridae
Gene: Dph6
Product: diphthamine biosynthesis 6
Exons: 9
Coding region: 115-921 (268 amino acids)
Biological process (GO): protein histidyl modification to diphthamide
Molecular function (GO): diphthine-ammonia ligase activity
Source: RefSeq, a predicted model, not a curated record